Arabis nemorensis is the source of this 1014-nucleotide messenger RNA. The record is from the annotation of a GenBank genome assembly. NCBI's taxonomy places the organism in Eukaryota, Viridiplantae, Streptophyta, Magnoliopsida, Brassicales, Brassicaceae.
AUGGCUAAAAUCGGAAGCUUUCUUGUUCUUAUUUCUCUUGCUUGCUCUCUUACUCUAUGCAUCUGCGACGAUGAAGAGAACAAUUAUGGUGGCGACAGAGGCAACCUUUUCCCAGGUUUUUACAGCAGAUCGUGCCCUAAUGCCGAGGAGAUCGUGAGGUCAGUCGUAGCUCAAGCUGUUGCAAGAGAGACUCGUAUGGCUGCUUCUCUCAUGAGGCUCCAUUUCCACGACUGUUUUGUUCAGGGUUGUGAUGGCUCAUUGCUUCUAGACAGCAGUGGUAGGAUAGUUACUGAGAAGAGCUCUAACCCUAACAGUGGAUCAGCUCGCGGGUUCGAAGUUGUUGAUCAGAUCAAAGCUGCAUUGGAGAAUGAAUGCCCUGGAAUUGUUUCUUGCGCUGACGCCUUAACUCUAGCCGCUAGAGAUUCCUCUGUUCUUACUGGUGGACCAAGCUGGAUGGUUCCACUGGGAAGAAGAGACUCGACAAGUGCAAGCUUGAGUGGAUCAAACAACAACAUUCCUGCACCUAACAACACUUUCAACACAAUUCUUUCGAGAUUUAACCGUCAAGGUCUAGAUGUCACCGAUAUGGUUGCUCUCUCUGGGAGCCACACCAUUGGAUUCUCAAGAUGCACUAGUUUUAGACAGAGGCUUUACAACCAGUCCGGAAACGGAACUCCCGACACGACCUUAGAGCAAUCCUAUGCUGCUAACUUGCGCCAGAGGUGUCCCAGAUCAGGUGGAGACCAGAACCUGUCGGAGCUUGACAUCAACAGUGCCGGAAGAUUUGACAACAGCUACUUCAAGAACUUGAUCGAGAACAUGGGACUGUUGAAUUCCGACGAGGUCUUGUUCUCUAGCAACGAAGAAUCGAGAGAGCUAGUGAAGAAGUAUGCAGAGGAUCAAGAAGAGUUCUUCGAGCAGUUUGCGGAAUCGAUGAUCAAGAUGGGGAACAUCUCUCCCUUGACAGGUUCGAGUGGUGAGAUCAGGAAGAAUUGCAGGAAGAUCAAUUCUUGA